Molecule: messenger RNA, 744 nt
Organism: Agrilus planipennis (emerald ash borer)
Lineage: Eukaryota; Metazoa; Arthropoda; Insecta; Coleoptera; Buprestidae
Product: lipopolysaccharide-induced tumor necrosis factor-alpha factor homolog
Exons: 4
Coding region: 299-661 (120 amino acids)
Molecular function (GO): zinc ion binding
Source: RefSeq, a predicted model, not a curated record
UGGAGUUUUACUUGUCUAUGGGUUCUACUCAUUUAUCAUUCAUUUAUUAAUUGAAUUGUAAACUCCGGAAAGCUGCAUGGAAAGCUCAAAGCUCGAAGCAGAAAACAAAUAAAGGUGGUGCUUAUCAGUGAAGUGGAUUUAGUUUUCUCAGGUCGAUUUUCGAGUGGCGUUUUGCUGUAGUAACCAUGAAAAUCUGAAAAUGCAAAGGUAGUGAACACUGUUAACUGUGUCCGUACAAUAGCCCCUCCGAUAAGAAAGAAAAAAAUUGCUGUUUAUUCACCAAUUAUCAAGAUAAAAAAUGGUUAAAGACGCUCCACCUCCUUACACAGCAACUGCAGGAGGUCCUCCACCUCCUGGUUUUGUUUCACCUCCUGGUUAUGUUCCACCACCACCAACACACGCUACAACUGUCAUUGUAACUGCACCACCACCAGGCCCCUUUGGACCGGGUAGUAAGGUAAUGGUAUGUCCUUAUUGCCACAGUCAGAUCAGCACAAAAGUAGUUACGGAGGCUACAACUAAGACCCACUUAUUUGCAUUACUGUUAUGUCUUUUCGUAUGUUGGCCGUGCGUGUGCUUACCAUAUUGUAUGGAUUCAUGUCAAAACCAAAAUCACUACUGUCCAAAUUGCAAUGCUUUCUUGGGAGCAUAUGACAACUAACGAAUGAUUACUUAAUAUGUUCAUGUAAUUAUCCCUUAGAUUUUUUAAAUAAGAAAAUGUGGUAGCUUAGUUAUAGUAUUAUA